AUGACCUUUGCACUGACGAAAAAGCGACCGCUCGGCUGUGAUCAGACGAGCCAGUCCCGGACCUCACUGCAUGCAGAUUUCGAAGCAAGUUUUAUUCGCCUCAUUGACAAGGUGACCAAUGGCUCUAGGAUUGAAAUAAACCAAACAGGUACUACCUUGUAUUAUCAGCCUGGUCUUUUGUAUGGAGGUUCACUGGAGCAUGACUGCAGUCCCAGUCGUGGUAUUGGCUAUUAUUUGGAAAGUCUGCUCUGCCUGGCACCUUUCAUGAAGCACCCAUUAAAAAUUGUCCUGCGAGGAGUAACAAAUGAUCAAGUAGAUCCUUCAGUUGAUAUCCUUAAGGCAACAGCUCUACCUCUGCUGAAAAGAUUUGGAAUUGAUGGUGAAAGUCUGGAAAUCAAGAUCAACCGCAGAGGAAUGCCUCCCAAAGGUGGUGGAGAGAUAGUGUUUGCCUGCCCAGUGAAGAAGGUCCUGCAGCCCCUUCAGCUCACAGACCCCGGCAAAAUCAAGCGCAUCAGGGGAACAGCAUACUCCGUCAGAGUGUCACCGCAGAUGGCAAACAGAAUAGUGGAGUCUGCAAGGAGCAUCCUGAAUAAGUUCCUCCCAGACAUUUAUAUCUACACAGAUCAUAUGAAGGGGGUCAGCUCUGGAAAAUCGCCAGGUUUCGGGCUGAGCCUUGUUGCAGAAACCAUCAACGGCACCUUCCUCAGCGCUGAGCUCGCCUCAAACCCUCAGGGCCAGGGAGCUGCUGUGUUGCCCGAGGAGCUGGGCCAGAACUGUGCCAAGCUUCUGCUGGAGGAGAUCUACAGGGGAGGCUGUGUAGAUUCAACAAACCAGAGCCUUGCUCUGCUCCUCAUGACCCUUGGACAACAGGAUGUUUCCAAAGUCCUGUUGGGACCUCUAUCUCCAUACACAAUUGAGUUUCUGCGACACCUGAGGAGCUUCUUCCAGAUCAUGUUUAAAAUUGAAACGAAGUCCCCUGAGGAGGAGGAACACAAGGGUGGGGCGAAAGUCUUAAUGACGUGUGUCGGCGUUGGAUUUUCCAACCUGAGUAAAACAAUAAGAUAAAAUAUCUGCAGACUUUCUGAAAUGCAGUGACAGAAAACAUUGCAGAGAUGUGAUAUAACAAUGUGAGAGCCUGUCUUUCCCUGUGCUUGUUCUGGAACCAGGAAAACCAGCCAUGCUCCCAGUGCAAAGGUACCCAAGCUUGCUGCAUGUAAACAAUACAGCUGCCUUCAGGCUGUUUAGGCCUGUAUUGUGUACAAACACAAUGCCACUAUUGUGCUGCAUGGAAUGGCUGGCCAGAGUCUCAGCUGGCUUGGGACUUCUUGCACUGUUCUCCAGUACACAGGACACAGGUGCCUCUUACAUUCCUGUGUCCCUCUUCCCGUGCCCUCAAGCCUUAAAAGCAGUGGGUGCUCUACUUGUCAUUAUGUGUAUCUAUCUACAGGCUUCACUCUUAGCUUUUUUUUCUCAAAGGUUUAGAUAGAGAAGGGAAACAGGUUUGACCAAAACGAGACUUGCAGUGCAAACAAUGAUCACAAUGGAAACAUGAAAUUCUCCAGGUAAUUGCAGAGAUAUUACUGGCAUGGAAAUUAUAGUACAAGCUGGAACAGUAAUUUCUGGUUCAUACACUGUAUGUGUAUAGAAUUUGUCAAAUGUUUCACUCCUGUUCAAUUUGGCUAAAUUAUAGUUUUCCAGAGG
Molecule: messenger RNA, 1701 nt
Organism: Tinamus guttatus (white-throated tinamou)
Lineage: Eukaryota; Metazoa; Chordata; Aves; Tinamiformes; Tinamidae
Source: RefSeq, a predicted model, not a curated record